AGUAUUAUUAAAUGUUUUAUUGUUACUUUAAAUGAAACCAAAGGACAUAAAGCGCAACAAGUAAAAGGAAGUGCGUAUUCUAUGUUUUGCAAAAUAAGAUUCGUUGCUUGAGGCCAACACUGCAAUUUGCAAUUGCUUCUACAGAUCACUAUGAACUCGGACGAUCUGGAGGACACUCAUUUGUGCAUCAAGUGCAAUGCCACGAUACUCGGACUCGAAAAGUACAUCGAGCACCGGAAGCGGAACUGUCUCAUGACGGAGAAACCAGUUGUGACCCCCACAACAGGCGGACCGCCAACCACCUCCACUCCCACCCAAGGGUCCCCGACGAUCAUCAGUAGCAGUAACUUGGAUCACACUUACGAUGGCUUCCAUUUCACAGAACCCGAAGCUCCAAGUAGCUACCUCCGCAAAACUACAGCCAGCCAUGGAGGAAAGGCCUCCAAGUCCCUGACCUAUGAUCUGCCCUAUGAACUUGGGGCUGAUCUGUUCUUUUCCUCACUGCAAUUGCAGAGUGUGUCGUCGGGUGGAAAAACGGGCUCUGUGCCCCGCCAGGAGAGAAGCAAAGAGGAGGCCUGGCCAGCGCCCAGAUGCGAUCCUCUGCUGAAAGCACUGAGGGAACAGGAUGAGGCGGUGUUCAAGCCCCUCAACUUUGAUCACGACUCCCCGGAGGCCAGUGAAGACGAGGAGGAUGAGGAGGAGCACGAUGACUUUGAUGCAGAGGAGGAUGAGGAGGAGUACGAUGUGCGACGUCACUCUCCGCCCACUGUGCCCGCCACCCACACGGGUGGCAAGUGGAAACCGGAGCACCGACCGCAGCUCAGACAUACACAUAUAGAACGCGUCUCACCCAGCUGGGAUGAGCCUCCGGAGGAGACCUACACCCAUCCCCCAGCGGAUCAUACGAAGGGCAAAUGGGUUCCGGGUAGCAAACAGUUGGAGUACCGAGAAAACAUUGAUCUAACCAAACUGGACCAGCCCGGUGCCAGCUAUUGGUGCAACAUCUGCUGCAGGCGACUUAAGAGUCGCCUCAACUACGAGCAACACUUGAGGAGUGGCUACCAUGUGAAAAGGGCCGAUGCGGAGUGUCAUCUGGAGCAGGCUACCCUGGGCAGGGAACUCACCUUGAGCAAGGAUUUUGCAGUGGAAAAGUGUGAGGACAAGAAGGAAUCAAAGUCCUCGAAACGACCGCGACGAGCCAAUCUCCUGCGAUGCGAUCUGUGCCGGCACACGAUGGCCAGGCACUUGAUGGGCAAGCAUUUGAUUUCCCAUUAUCAUUACCGAAGGCUUCAGCAGCAGAAUCGGUUGAAGAAGCAAUCUUGUCUGCAGGAAAUCCUCCUCCACAUGGGCAGCAUAGUGAGGCAAUCGCCUUUCCAGUGCCUGCCCUGCAGGUACUACUUCAACACGGAAGAGGCUUUUCUGCACCACUGGCAAUCCCGGGAGCACCUGGAGGUCACUCAAAAUCUAGGGGGCACCUUUUGGUGCGGCUACUGCCAGUACGAGUGUCAAACCAAUGAAAUAAUGUGGCUCCAUUUGCUGCAUCCCUCCCACAAGGAAGUGGUUUUGGCCCUCAACAGAUCGGUUCCCAUUUGUAUAGCCCAAAGAAGGCGUCUUCAGUGCUCCAGUUGUGGCAUGGGAUUCUUGUACAACUUCCAACUACGGCGGCACUUCAGCUCGGAACAUCCAGGUCUUACGCCCUCAGGGAGCGCAACCGAUGAGUACCAGAGUAGGUUCCGAUGUGGGCUAUGUGGUGCUCCUCAGAAAUCCCGUUUGGCUCUGCAGCGACAUGAGAAACAUAAGCACCAUGUGGUCAAGUAUUACUGUGCCAUCUGUCGACUGGAAUUCGACUCGCCCUUAGAGGCGCGACGUCAUCGCAGCCUGAUGCAACAUAAACUUAAGGCCAAGCCUAAAAAGUUGAACUCACAGCCGGAAAAGGAAAUAGAACACAUGCUAAGGGAAGUCCUAGAGGAGGCAGCUCCUAAUCCUCCCGCCAAAAGGACAAAAGUUGUCAGCUUAAAAUGCUUGAGCUGCCGUAAAAUCUUCGACUCACCCCAGAUUCUAGCACAACAUAGAGCUGAAGUUCAUUCGGCGGAUAAUCAUUUGUGUCUGAGCUGCGGAACCAGCUUUCAAUCUGCUCAAGCUUUGGGAAGGCACACCAGGAGCUGUCAGCCUCUGGCCAGCACCAGCACCUCAUCCACUGAUAAUCCAUCUGUAUCCCAAAGUAAGCCCAGCUACUCCUGUGAUCAAUGUAUCUUCCAAUCUCAGUACGAGUCCGAUCUGGUUUACCAUCGCAUUUUCCACACACGAUCCGAAACAAUUGGAAAGAACGAGCUUUUGCAGUGCCCAUUGUGUCCCAAGAGUUUUAAAAAGCACUCUCUUCGAGCUCAUUUAAGAAACCACACAGAUGAAAAGAUUUUUGAGUGCACCGAGUGUCUUCUGAAGUUCGCCAGAAAACACAAUCUAAAGAACCACAUGGCCACCAUGCAUGCUGGAAAGGAAGAUCAGGAGAAGGCCAAAGUGGCCAAGGCGAAGUCUGAAGAUCAACCGAGACCCAAGUAUCAGUGUGGAACCUGUGGGAAAAUCCUGGCCAAAAAGUAUUCCCUGAAACUACACGAGUCGAGCCACUCGAAGGAGGUGGAGCGGCGAUAUCGCUGCCAUUUUCCGGACUGUUCGUAUGCAGGUGUGACUCCGGAAGGCCUCAAAGCCCACCUGAUCUCCCACGCGCAGGGGAGCCACAAGUGUGAGCAGGACAACUGCACCUAUGUGGGAAAGAGCGAGCAGCACCUGAAGCGGCACCUCAAGUCGGCCCAUUCCGGCAAGGAGGAGGGCGGUGCGGAGUGGUUCUCGUGCGACCAGUGCGAGUUCAGGGCCCGCAUCAAGGGCCACCUCCGCCGGCACUCGCUGCGCCACUCCGGACAGAAGCCCCACCAGUGUCCCCACUGCGACUUCCAGUGCAGCACGAUCGACAACCUGCGCAAGCACAUCAUCAAGACGGGCAAGCACCCCGGCAAGUUCAUCUACGAGUGCUCCGAGUGCUCCGACCAGGCGGGCGGCGAGCUCUUCAAGAGCAACAGCUUCAAGGAGUACCAGAAGCACUUGGAGACUCACAAGGCGGUGUGAGCCUUUUCACAACCAUUUGAUUUCUUUAAAAUAAAGCUGAAAACUAACAAUAGACUGGAUUGGCCAAUUUCAAGAAAAUAG
Drosophila biarmipes is the source of this 3201-nucleotide messenger RNA. Its product is annotated as zinc finger protein 160. NCBI's taxonomy places the organism in Eukaryota, Metazoa, Arthropoda, Insecta, Diptera, Drosophilidae. The transcript has 5 exons. Gene Ontology annotation, biological process: regulation of transcription by RNA polymerase II. The record is from RefSeq and is a predicted model, not a curated record. Gene Ontology annotation, cellular component: chromosome. The coding region runs from base 151 to 3120 and encodes 989 amino acids. Gene Ontology annotation, molecular function: zinc ion binding; chromatin insulator sequence binding.